AUGAACACCUCUAAGCAUAGAGUCAUGAGCGGUGCUGCUGAUAUUCGUCAACCCAGGACAUAUAUGAUCGUGACGAGUCUCGUCUUUGGGGGCCACGGCACUGCGAGCCCGGCCAACAUUGACCCGAAGGCGAAGGGGAUGGGUCUGCCCUGCUUCUCGUGGUGUCACAAAUCAGUGUCUCGCUCACCCCAGCCGUGGCCGGUUUGCCGCAUUGACUGCUCCCGGCAAUCGCCUGCGCUUCGCCAGAGGCCACACAACAGGCCGCGACCCCGGAUCUCCGUUGGCCCUCGUCAAUAG
This is a messenger RNA of Purpureocillium lilacinum, 297 nucleotides long. NCBI's taxonomy places the organism in Eukaryota, Fungi, Ascomycota, Sordariomycetes, Hypocreales, Ophiocordycipitaceae. The record is from RefSeq and is a predicted model, not a curated record.